Molecule: messenger RNA, 939 nt
Organism: Diplodia corticola
Lineage: Eukaryota; Fungi; Ascomycota; Dothideomycetes; Botryosphaeriales; Botryosphaeriaceae
Product: uba domain-containing protein ucp14
Exons: 3
Coding region: 1-939 (312 amino acids)
Molecular function (GO): serine-type endopeptidase activity
Source: RefSeq, a predicted model, not a curated record
AUGCUCACCUCCGGUUUCACCAAUGCGCCCGUCACCAAGUUCCUCGUCUUCUACACGGUUGCUGCCGCCUUUCUCGCCAGCAUAACCGACUCGCAGUAUCUCCUCUACAUCCAAGUCGUCCCGCACCUCUGGGUGCACCGCCAGUUCUGGCGCCUUCUGACAUGGCAGGCCUGUUUCGCCAAUUCCACUGAGGUACUCUUCGCCGCCAUGACUUUCUACAACUUACGCGUCAUUGAGCGGCUCUGGGGUUCGCGCAAGUUCGCCUCCUUCAUCGUCUCCACGCUUCCCUACACGACGCUACUCCCCCCGCUCAUCCUCGCCCUCGUCGUGCGGCCGCUCACCUUCAACCACGCGAACUACUUGCCUGCAGGGCCGAUGCCGCUGCUCUUCGCCAUCCUGGCCCAGUACCACGCAUCCAUACCGCGCAUCUACCGAUACAAGCUCACGACCAAGGCGCCGUCAUCACCAGCCACCAACACCAAUAACAGCGACGCGACAGCCGCCAACGCGGUGGGACACCGACAGCAGGAACAGCGACGCGCAGGCGGUUUCGACGCGUCGGUAACGCUCUCGUCGAAGACGCUGCACUACCUGCUGCCGGUGCAACUCGCGCUGUCGGCGCUUCCCGGCUCCGCGGUCGGCGCGGCGGUCGGCUGGUGCGUGGGAUACGCGUGGCGGAAUGAGAUGUUGCCGUUAGCGAGCGGCUGGCGGGUCCCCGGCUGGGUCGUUGGCGAGAGGAAGGCCGAGGGCGGUGGGGGCAGACGCGAGUUUGAGGGCUUGAGGCAGCGGAUGGAGCGGGAGCACGGGGCCGCCACCACGGGUAGGGAGGGCGGUGCCGGUGACGGUGCGCAGGCGGACGGCGAGGCGAGGAGGAGGGGUACGCUUGGUGGGAUGCUGGCGGGGCAGUUUGGCGGAGGGGCCCAGGUAGGGCGUGGCUGA